GUGGGUGACGGUGACACGCCUUUUGAGUGGCACUGUUGGCACUGGGUCCUGGUGCCUGUGACGACUAGACGCCUCAUGAUCAGGGGAAACUGUAGCUUGAUCACCAGCACCAUCGGCACCACUAUCACCACUAUCACCAGCAGUGGCAAGAGUACGGCGAUCACUACAACCACAAUCAGUAACGACAGUGUAGACGGGGGUAGUGUGAUUGCUACCACCAUCACCAGUUAGCACCAUAGAGUGAUCACCACUACCACCAUGGCGACCUCGAACAGUGAGAGCCACACUACUAUCACCACCACCACAAUGCCCACUGCCAGGGAUGGCCCCCGCCUCAACUGAUAACGUCAUCCUCUACAACAACACCAACAACAUCCUCUUCAACAACAACAACAUGACCUCCACCACCAACAACAUGACCUCCACCACCAACAACAUGACCCACCACCAACAACAACAACAUGAACGAGAACAACAACAGGAUGGUGGGCAGGAGUCCGCCAGCCAGCCCCGGGGGUGGUAAGGACCUCCACUACUACAACAUGAUAAAUAACAAUAACAACUACAAUGUGGAGACUUUGAGGAGACUUGGCUGGCCUAGAGUACCUGCCAACCUGCCAGCCCUUCUACAGGAGUUCGCUACCCUAACUAAGGAGCUGAAUGGCGCGCGGGAGCAGCUGCUGGAGCGAGAUGAGGAGAUCACCGAGCUCAAGGCCGAGAGGAACAACACUAGGCUGCUACUGGAACACCUGGAGUGCCUGGUGUCACGGCAUGAGCGGUCACUCAGGAUGACAGUUGUGAAGAGGCAGGCGGCGUCACAGUCAGGCGUCUCCUCAGAGGUGGAGGUGCUCAAGGCUCUCAAGUCCCUCUUCGAACACCACAAGGCCCUGGAUGAGAAGGUGCGGGAGAGACUACGCGUGUCCCUGGAGCGGGUGGCAUCACUGGAGGAAGACCUUAACCACACCAGGGAUGAGCUAAGCCAGUACAAGUUAGGUAAAGUUCCCGGCGAUGGUGCCGAGAGUAACCGGGUCAAUGGUGAGACAGAAUCCACGGAGGGAGGCAGCGGCGGGAGCGGCACCAGCAACGGCGACGGCUCCCCCUCGGGCGGGGAGGCGGCGGCUGGUGGGAUGGCUGAUGCUGAUGGUCCCUCCCACAACAAGUUGGUGGACCUUCAAACAAACCUCGACAAGCAGACAGCAGAACUAAACGCAGCAAGAGAGCGAGUGCGUGAGCUCCAGAACCGGCUACAGGAGCUCGAGGAUAACUUACAAGUCACACAGAAGGAGUUGGUGAAGGCUCAGGAGAUCAACUCACGUCUUCAGAGAGACCUCAAGGAGAAUGUAGCCCAGAAGGAAGACCAAGAGGAACGUAUUGCCACACUAGAGAAGAGAUACCUGAAUGCACAGAGAGAGUCGACCUCCUUACACGACCUUAAUGAAAAGCUGGAAGAGGAACUGAAAAACAAGGAGGCGCAGUAUAAACUUCAAGAGGACAAGAUUCGAGCCUUGCAAGAGAAGGUUGAACUGAGUGAGCAGAAGCUGGCUCAGUACGCCAAGUUACCCGACGUAGAACAAGAGUUGAAGCAGAGGAUGGAGGCCCUGCACCAGAAGUCCCUCUCUCCGCAGGUACAAGAAAAACACGGCAGUGCUGAGGAUCGCAUACAACGCUUAGAGAACCAGCUAGAUGAGAAAGGAGCCGAGCUUCUGCGGCUAAAUCAGCGCCUUAAGAUGAACGAAGAGCACAACUCCAGAUUAUCAGCCACUGUUGAUAAAUUAUUGCAAGAGUCUAACGAGAGGUUGCAGGUGCACUUGAAGGAGAGAAUGCAUGCCUUGGAGGAAAAGAAUGCUCUCACAGCUGAACUGGAGAGAACGAGAAAGUUCCUAGAAGAUUCCUCUCAAGAAAAAAGUGAAAUAUUGAAAGAAUUGUCAAGACGGCAACUUGAAGCAGAACAACUGAAGCAACAAAUGUUGCAACAAGAGAUAGCCUUCAAUAUAAAACAAACUGAAGCAUUAACAAGGUAUGGAACCAUUUAUCCAGCAUGCUCGGGACCUGGGGGUUACCGGAUAGGGGAUUUUUCCGGAAUUUGGAGCGACAGUCCUGAAAUGUCUGUAUCGCCAACUGGAGGGGAGUUUGUCCGAAGCACCUCUCACUCCAGCUUCGACUCGAGAUCUUUGCCCCGGCGUGCACCCUCGGCUGGGCCUCCUGCUCAGAAGCGGACACCUGCACUUGAGGAGGAUAAUGCUCAGGCCGGUGGAGGCUGGGAGUUAGGUGGUGCUCACAUCCAGCAAUCAUUUAGUGGUGAAGGUGGAGAUUUGUCUGAUGGUGAAGGAGAGGAUGCUGAGUCCUUGUUCUCACACAUGGAUAUGCUCUCACCAUCCCAUCACACUGAUGCACAAACUCUAGCACUCAUGCUACAAGAGCAGUUGGAUGCCAUCAACAAUGAAAUAAGCGACCUUAUGGGGGGGACAAGAGGUUCUGUGGGAGGGACAGAGGCUUAUUGGGGAAUGAUCUCUCCCCAUCCCCCCCCAUCGUGGGAAACCCUGCCUGAACAGCAAAGCAGAUUAAUUCAGGAAGAGAAACAAACAACAGAGGCACGGGCAGAAGAGUUAGAAUCUCGAGUGGGUAGCGUAGAGCACAUGAUGUUACGGGGGCGUUCCCUAGAACGUCCUUCUCCACCAAUAUCUGGUCGAUCUACCCCUAAGUCCCACCAUUCACCAUCUCGAGACUACCUGCAAAAGUACCACACUGCCCCGGCUGGCAUGUCUCCUUCCCAUAUGUACCAGUACAUGAAUGAUCGACGGCUCUCGGGGGGAUCUCUGCCCGGCUCCCAGGGUAACUUAGCCAACAUGAAUAGAGUCGACGGACGUGAUGAUAGCCAGGUGUCACUGGGGAUGCGCGGAGAAGGUUCUCCACCAACUCCGCGUUCUCUGCGACUAGCACCAGGCCCUGCAAUGGUCCCCCCCACCAGUCUGGUACCUGGUAGCAAUAACCUGGGAGGCCUGGGCGGUGGACCACCAUCCCAGUUGGUCAACCUGGCAGCAUCCUCUGAAGAUCUGAGGAGGUACACUCAUGUGCCUGACCACUCACCUGCCUCUGCUCUCACGCCUGCUCUCCAACACCACCCCUACUCACCAGGACCCAGUGUUGCCACCCCUGGUCAGGCCUACAACCCAUCAAACUGCAGCCUUCUCUCCAGCCCCAUGCUCAGUAGUCAAGACUCCCUUCACAAGAGUGUCAUCAAUCAACCCAAGAAAAAGGGAAUCAAGUCAUCUAUAGGACGUUUCUUCAGUAAAAAGGAUAAGCAAGGGAAAAUGAAGGAUGCCCUACAACAUCCUGGCUCUGGCUUAAGCUCUUCAGGGAUCUACAGCGAUGGUGACAUUGGUUCUUCAGACUCUUUAUCCUUAGCUGGACUAGGACAGAAGUCAGAAAUCGAUAGACGUACCAAAAAGAAUUUACCUGGGUAUAGACAUGAGCUAUUGGCUGAGGCCAUGAAAGCUGGAACUCCAUUUGCGUUAUGGAAUGGUCCAACUAUAGUGGCGUGGCUAGAGCUCUGGGUUGGCAUGCCUGCUUGGUAUGUGGCAGCUUGUCGAGCAAAUGUCAAAUCCGGAGCGAUAAUGUCUGCUUUGAGUGAUGCAGAAAUUCAACGUGAGAUUGGUAUCUCUAAUCCAUUACACCGCCUGAAAUUGCGACUGGCCAUCCAGGAAAUGGUCUCCUUGACGUCUCCAUCAGCACCCAAGACUUCCCGCACUACAUUAGCCUUCGGCGAUAUGAACCACGAGUGGGUUGGUAAUGAGUGGUUGCCAGCGUUAGGUCUCCCUCAGUACCGGACAACUUUCAUGGAGUGUUUAGUGGAUGCAAGAAUGCUUGAUCAUCUCACCAAAAAAGAUCUAAGAGGGCAACUGAAAAUGGUUGACUCAUUUCAUAGAACAUCACUUCAAUUUGGUAUCACUGCGCUGAAGAAAGUCAAUUAUGACCGCGUGGCUCUAGAGGAUCGGAGACGAGUGUGCGAAGAAGAGAAUGUAGAUGUUUUAGUAUGGACCAAUGAUCGCGUUAUAAAGUGGAUUACUUUCAUAGGUCUCAAGGAAUAUGCAAAUAAUCUCAUAGAAUCGGGAGUUCAUGGUGCACUAGUAGCAUUGGAUGAGAGCUUUGACUACAACGCUUUGGCUCUUGCAUUACAAAUUCCUACACAAAACACUCAGGCAAGACAAUUAUUAGAUCAGGAAUUUCGUAAUCUUCUAUCAACUGGAACAGAUCGAACAGAUAUCAAUAAAUCUUGAUAUGAGGCCCCCACAGCUAAGGAUGCUGAAGCUAGACUUGUUUAAUGAAUCCAAAGAAGAGCAACAGGAUGACCAGUGAUGGCAGAACCAGUGGUUGUUGAACAUGCCCUCAAUGCCCCAGCCUCAUGUUUACCCAACCCUGCAAGAGUAGUUAACUCCCUCGACUGUUGACUCCAUACAGCUAAUACUGAUUGGUCUAGGGUGUAUAAUAAGGAAAAUUACUCUGGUGAUUUAUUGUCAUACACAAAACUGCAUGCUGUUGCUUGUUGUGGGGUUCGGGCACUGUAGUAGACUGCCAGUGUCCUGAGCUGGACUCGGAUCCAUGAGAGGAUCACGUAUCAUCUGCCUUGUCAUUUGUACUCACAAAGAGCUUCUGCAGUCUGUGUGUGUUUCACUCACUGGCAAUGUAAAAGGUGAUUUUAUUAAGAUAAAUGCAAAUGUUAGUGAACUAACAAGCUGCAAAAACUGACAUUAAGGCAGUGUUAAAAGAAUCACCUUCUCAGAACCUCUAGUCGAUGGUGGCUAUAAAUCAGUGGACAGUGGUGUGGUGUGGCAUGUUCUGUUGACCUGAUGCUUGGUUUACCUAAGUGUUAAACAACUUAGCCUAGUAUGGUUGAAACUGCCUAGUACUGUGCAGGGCUGUGAAUCAGGAUAUAUUAUAUUGAACUGAAAUGUUGAUGGAAAUAGAUUGUUGCUGUGGCAGUUGAAGCCCAUUAGUACUGUAUGAUCAUGUCAAACACUUGUGACAUAAGCACAAGUAUAAAGUCCUUCAACUACACAAUAUAGAGAUGAGCCUAGCUGGAUUCUUCAAAGAUUAGGUUGACCUGCCUGGUGAUGUUUGGGAAAUGCACUACCAGAUAAUGUGCUUAAGUAUAUACAGGAAUAAAUGUUGUACAGAAGUGUGGAUGAAGCAGUGAAUGAUAUGUUGGUGUGAAUUGUUAAAUAGAAUGUGUGUGGAUGCAACUGAGGCAUUAAUGGUGCAUGUAGGUGUCAAUGAUAUUUUUGGGUCCUCUACAAGGAAGUGAAUAUUACUGGCUAGUCAUGUUGAGGCAUGUGAGUGAGGUCAUGUUGUCAGUGUGUGUAAUCUUUACCUGGUCGUGUAUAGGGGUGUCAUGUAUAUCUGGUUCAAAAUUUCCUGAAUUUUAAUUUUUUAGGCUUUCCAGUAAUUUAAAGAAUAUCAAUUAGAUGUUUAACACUAUGCAGAAUUAUUUGGUUGCUCAGUAUUGUGAAAUUAUCAGUGAAAUGCACAGGUAAUAGAAUGUUGUGCUGUGCAUCCGGUGUGACUGGAACUGCCAGAUCAGGUACAAGACUGUGUUUAUGGCUAUUUAGUAAUGUGUAGCUCAUUUGGAGUACCUCCAGUUCAUCACAGGAAUACAGUGUAUGUGUAUCUGGUGCAAUGUCUGUACGCACAUAUGAUUUAUAAUGUAAUCGUCUGUGUAUUGCCAUCAUUGUUGAAUCACAGUGUCUUGAUUUUAACUAUAUUGACUUCUGUCAGAUACGGUGGAGACUUCCAUGUGGAGGUACAGAGCAGGAUUAUGGCUAGUUAUGAAUGUGCAUGGUGAAUUGAAGACAAAAGCUAUCUUCCAUACUUUACAUGCCAAACUUGUCUUUGUAAUUAAUAUAUGUAAAAAGUCUCCUCAUUAUGAAGAUCUUGGCAAACAGUGCCAGUUUGUUUUUAUGUUAUGAUUGAUAACUGGUCAGUUGUGUAUUGGAUUUUAUGAAGUGUACUUGCUGUUAUUGAGAAGACAGAGUUGGCCAGUUAACUUGUGAAUGAGCCGUGUUGUCAUAAGGAACAGAUAUGGUCUGUACAGUGCACUUUACAUUGAUGUUGAGUAUGACUGAUUGUUUCUGUGAAACUUGUGUAAGUAGUGUCCCAUUCUCAACGUAAUGUUCAGUGUAAUGCCAGAUAUACUCACCUCAUUGUUAUAUGUAAAGCUUCAUGUUUUACCUGAUCAUCUUGCCUGUAAUCAUCCAUGAUGCAACUUUAGUUUUAAUUUCCCCUUAUGUUCUGGUGCUGUGUGGCUGUAGUCCCUUACCCUCAACCCUUCUUCCCUCAGAAAAGAAAAGCUUUCUGUAGACCUAAUUUUGUGAUGCUGUCAUAGCUCUUAAAGAGUAUUGCUUUUAUAGUCAUCAAUCAACAAGAGGUGAGAGACUACACUGUGCUCAACUGACUGGCUGGAUUCCUUCAUCAACUUUAUCUUUACAACAGAAGCUUACAGUUUAAUUGCAGCUGCUUGCCUGAUGCAUAGUCAUAAAGCUUUUUAUUUUAUUUAUUGAAUGUAUAAGAAAUUGUGCUCCUAAAAAGGUAUUUAUAUUGAUUUUUUGUUUAUAUUUCAUUCUCUUGUGUUAAUGUUAUUAGUCUUUUUCUCAUCAGUUGUACAAAGGCUCACAUAACAUUAAUAUGCAUUCUCAACCUGUCUUCAAAGUAAACUAAAGAGGAUAAUGAGGACUUCCUUAUUAACUAGUAUACUUUACAACUAUUUACUUAUCACAAUUAGUUUAGAUGUAUAGUGAAACUUGCUUCUUCAUCUACUUCUUAAUUUUCAUGUGCAAAAUGCUUCCACUGCAUGUGAUUUCCAAAUCAUUCCUUUGACAGUAUUUUAUAUAAUACCCUCACACUUUAUGCAUCUCUUGUGUGGUCUGUCUUUCUCACUCAUACUGCAACCACAAUAUCAUAACCUUAUUCACCAAACUACUGUCAUACACUUUAAAUGCUCAUGCCAUCUGAAUAGGUUCUCAUCCGUGCCACUUUUUCGUAACACUUUCUUUUAACAUUCUUUACCUAGGGAAAAUAUGUCUGAUAAGGACAAUUUAGCUCAAGGAGUCUUUUUCUGUUCUAAUAUCUUUUAUACCUACAACUUUCUUCCUUCUUUUAUUAUUCUUACAACCUUUUUGUUCCUUCUGUUGCCAUCCUCAUUGUUUCUUUAUCCCAAACACCAGAAGUCAUUCCUAACUGACAGUUCAUCACCAUUGAGCCAAACAUUACAUUAAUAUGAGUGCCUAAUUUAUUCUUGCAUUACCUCACAACCUCCUAUUGCUCCUCUUGUACACUUCAUAUAAACAAUUUACCAGUUUGUCCUGCUCAUUCUCUGACUUGGCUAGCAGAUUCUUUUGGUGGUCCAGCUAACAUAUUCUCUAUGUGACUCAGCUAACAGACUCUUUUGGUGGCUCAACUAACAGAUUCUUUUGGUGGCUCAACUAACAGAUUCUUUUGGUGGCUCAACUAACAGAUUCUUUUGGUGGCUCAACUAACAGAUUCUCUAUGUGACCCAACUCAUGGAUUCUUUUGGUGACCCAACUAACAGAUUCUGUAGGUGGCCCAACUAACAGAUUCUUUGGUUCAGGCAUUAAGGCAUUGUCAUGUGUAGAAUUGUUUUUGUGUGUAUUAUGUAGACAUACUCCACAUUUACAUAUUCUGUUGCUCUAUCGGUAAAAACUGUAAAUACACUGUCAACACAUACACAUUACACAAGUAGAGGACAUUUUCACAUAUUUCCGCUUACUUCCCUCAUUGACAUUUCUUCCACUAUCGUACUAUUAAUUCCAAUAUUAAUAUUAGUAACAGUAUUCAAAUAUCUUUUAUAUACAUCUUUCAAAGCCAAAGUUACCCCUAUUCAUUUUAAGGUACUACUGUACUGUAUUGUAAAAUCAGUCAAUAUUCCACCCCCUUUCCUUCCUCAUCAUAAGGACAGCCUGUGUUAACUCAUUCCACUGAAGAAUCUUGGUACAUUUUGGUAAAGUUUCUCCUUAGUUCACCAACCUCAUCUCAUUAUCUCCUAUUACACUGUCACCUCACUGAAAUGCUGUCAUUCAAUGAAACUUAUUUUUUUCAUUCUCUGUACCAAAUCGUAACACAUUCUUUCUAUUUUAAAUAUUCAUCCAUUCGCUAUUCUUCACCGUAUCAAGGUCUUGGCACCUCAUAUCCAUUUGUCUGAAAACAAAGUCAUUUAUGUACAGUCCCUUUCACUAGUGCAUUUACAGGGGCUCGUCAGAUUUUGUGCAGUGUGGCAGCGCUGUGUUUGUUUACAUUCGACAGAAGGAAACUCGCAAUCGAAAACAUAAUACGCAAUCAAGUUAAAGCAAUAUUAAAACAAAUACGGUAUAUCAAAGAUAAUGAUUUGUGGAAUGUUUAUAUGAUGAACCCCUGGAAAUGCACUAGUGUAGGUAGACUGUACAUGUACAUUGAAGUGGGUUGAAUAGUCUUUAUAGAAAAAAAAAUAAACAAAAUCUUUAACCCCACACUUCUUAAGAUUCUUCGAAUACUCGUACAGCAUAUUGUUUCCGCUUAAAACCCAUCCAAGUGUAAAACUAUAAUCUACAAUACCUUUUUUAUAUACACCUGUAUAAAUCUUAUCGAGCUCUGUAAUUCUAUUUUCAUUUUCACAUUCUCUCUUUGCCUACCCAUUAUGCUAAGGAGAAUAAUUUUUCGAUACUUUGUCACACUGCAGCAUUUUUAUUUGGCUACCAUUACUGUUGCUGUCUUUAAACCUUUUGAACUGUCUCUUAUACAGGGGGUUUAUAGUCUUUGAUUCUCUUACAAGAGUACUGUAUCACAUAUACAGCAUCACCUCCCCUUCACUUAGCCUCUUCAUAUCGUUACAACUUUUCCAUCAUCUUAUCAUCCCACACUUUUAAUCUAAACAGAAAGCUAGUUGUUUCCUAGGUACUCCUUCAUGAGCAGCUUGAUAUUCUCCUUGAAGGUCUUAAUACAGUAUCAUCCUUUCAAAAUUCUUUCUUUAAUACUGUAUAUAAUUUAUUGUAACUAAAGUGAUUGAGAACCUAUUUCAUUGCAAAUUAUAGUGCUACUUACCUACCUCUUCAAGCACUCUUAUGUGAGAGCAGCUACAAAACAAGUGGGAAUUGGUAAGACCAAUAUAUGUGUGUGCUAGGAGUAUAACAAUAUGUGCUAGAUGGUCUAGUAAAUUCCCAUAGGAACCACAAACUCCGUGCUAAGAGUGUGUCGCAGAAAUAGGUCUUUAGCCCACGUUAAAAUAAUUUUUGAAGCGAAGUUGUUUGCCCUCCAGAUUGCAACUGUUGAAUCUGGAUGACCAUUCCAUCUAUGUCUCAUUGUAUUUGUCUUUAUUCACAUCCUGUGGCUAACGUUUAUGAUUUAUUUUCCCUUUCCUGGCUGCUAAUUGUAAUUUGUGUCUAUCUACCUCUAAUAUGUUGUCUUCUCACACAAAAUAAAAUGGCACUUGCAAAAUUUCCUCCUGACAGUCACUAAACAUUUUUACACCACAGUAAUCGAGAUAUUUACUGAACAUAACUUUACAUUUAUUUGAAAAAUUACCAAAGUUGGGUCGUAAAUUAUUAGUAAACCUUGAGUUAGUAUUACGGUGAGUGUUACCAUCACUGUAUACAGUAUAACAGAAGGGCAUGAGAGUGAAGAUCAUCCUUUAGAUAACUUCUUGCAUAUUAUCUGUCAGGAGACCAGCAGGCAACUGAACUGUUAAUAAGUUUCUAAAUAAGUGAUUACGUACACACAAAUACAUACAUAUUACUGUACAUGAAUACCUUUUUUUUUUAUAAUACAUAUCCAGUGUGUGUGUAUAUAUAUAUAUAUAUAUAUAUAUAUAUAUAUAUAUAUAUAUAUAUAUAUAUAUAUAUAUAUAUAUAUAUAUAUAUAUAUAUAUAUAUAUAUAUAUAUAUAUAUAUAUAUAUAUAUAAAACAUGCCAUAUUAAUUUAAAAGAUGGGAGAAACAUCAGAAUAUUUCCAACACAUAGUAGAUACUUGUAAAUCAGUACAUUUAUGUGUUGGAAAUCUUAAAACCAGGCACAAUGAAGUUGCUGGUAGAAUUCUGCUUGUUGGUUUGCCUGUUACAGUUACAAACUAAGUACUGUAAUUGUUUUCAAUAUGCACCAUCAAAGAUGAAAUAAAUAAAUUGAAUGAUAAAAAUACUUUUAGCUCAGAACAAUAAGCAGAAUUUAAAAAAGAGUGAGAACUUAGUAAAAUGAGAAGGAACAACACCUAUAAGAUUGUGCUGCGGUUGAGAAAUAUAGACACACGAUUUAUUUAUUGGUGCUUAAUAGAUUAGUCAAGUCAUUAUAAUUUCAGGAAUGCUAAUUGAAAAAAGGCAAAUUAGAUAUUAAUUUAAAAUUUUCCUUUGUACCUCUGUGAUAGUUAUUUAACAUUUGUAAACCUGUAUUUGUGAUUUUUUUUUUUUAAAGGGUGCUUUUUGGGUUUUAAUUUUAUCGUAUUGUAAAGGUUGGUAUAAAAUGCCAAAAAUGGUAGUCUUAAAUUUCCAUUACAGAAUGUUGUUUAUGAAAAAAGAAAAUCCCAAAUUGAAUUUACAACACUGUACAAACCAUUAUUUUUUCUUGUAUUUUUUCCCCAAAAGGUCAUCUAUUAAUUACCUUUUCAAAUUUCCAAAUUAAGCCAUUAAUGUGUACUGUAUAGGCCCCCAACCCUUCUACCUCUGCUUUGUAUAACCUCUGGUGUUCUUUCCUGCAGUAUUACCAAAUUUUCUGCAAGUGCUGUGCUUCACCUGUUGUCAUUCAUCCCAUCAUUCAGUAAUUCACUCGGCAUUUAAUGGAAAAUUAUUUUUCCAUAGAUAUGAUUUUUUUUUAUUGCAUUCUUUUGGACCGAGUCAUCUCUCUUAAAGGAUCUUCAUAAAUGUGCUAUAUUUUCUCAGCAAGACAGCACCAGUUUAAUGAUCUUGUCAGUGUUUUGUGCCAUUAUAUGUUUAAUUCUAGGACAAAUGGGCAAUAAAUUAGUUAAUUAUAAAGAUAACAACUUAAUUCAGACUAAUGUCUAUCAUAUUUUUAGUGUCAGAAUUUUGUAUAUGGUUAUUUUUUGUGGAAGCUGCUCACUGAGUACAAGUUGAAAGUAUCUUGAUCAUCUUAAUUACUCUUAUUAUGUAAUCUAGGUGGUCUUGCAAAGUCAUGUGGAAUCCAAAAGAUCAAAUAUGGACUGGCCAGGUAUAUUUUAUGUAUCAAAUCAUCUCCAAGUGUAGCUAUGUAAGUAGAUUGUUCAGAUGUAGAAUAAUGAGCCCAACCAAAGUCUCCUUGGUGACGCCUCAACCCUGGUGCGUGAUCACCGGGCUCAGGAGGAGGCCCACCAAUCCUACCACUAAUCUUACUGUUUACCUCAUCAGUAUGUCUACUGCAGAGGUUUUGCUGUGUUGAUUUCUGUCACUUAUGUUAAACAUCGAUGCCAUGAUCCUUGUGCGAGUAGUCACAAAGAUCACUUAUUUAUGUCGGAGCUGUAGUGGCCGCUGCUGCUGGAAGACAAUACUACCGGGUUAAUAGCUAACACUAACAUUAAAGCUGUACAAGAUUGGUUAGGAUCAUGGCAGCUCUUUACAUAUCUUGUGUCAUCGUCUUCUUUUUCGUUACAUCAAAUUACUUCAAAACUCAUGUAAUAUAUCAUUAAUAAAAGAUGAUUUCUAAAGUA
Molecule: messenger RNA, 11670 nt
Organism: Homarus americanus (American lobster)
Lineage: Eukaryota; Metazoa; Arthropoda; Malacostraca; Decapoda; Nephropidae
Gene: Liprin-alpha
Product: liprin-alpha-4-like
Exons: 26
Coding region: 462-4277 (1271 amino acids)
Biological process (GO): synapse organization
Cellular component (GO): presynaptic active zone
Molecular function (GO): protein binding
Source: RefSeq, a predicted model, not a curated record